Molecule: messenger RNA, 1264 nt
Organism: Phodopus roborovskii (desert hamster)
Lineage: Eukaryota; Metazoa; Chordata; Mammalia; Rodentia; Cricetidae
Gene: Akap14
Product: A-kinase anchoring protein 14
Exons: 5
Coding region: 1-1206 (401 amino acids)
Cellular component (GO): cAMP-dependent protein kinase complex
Molecular function (GO): protein kinase A regulatory subunit binding
Source: RefSeq, a predicted model, not a curated record
AUGGAUAACAAAAAAAGGCUCCCACCCCAGAAGGUGAAAAUUGUGGAGAACACUAGCACAGCCAAGACAAAGAAACCAGAUUUUCUAGAUGCCAAGAAUGUUACAGAGCCAAAAGACAGUAGGACUGUGUUGGACCCAAAAAAGACUGGAACAGAUCCGAAAGAGAAAAAGACUGUGACCAUUGUUACAGAUCCAAAGGACAAAAAGAGUGUGAUUGAGCCAAAAGAAAAGAAGACUGUGACAAUCUCAGAUCCCAAAGACAAGAAGCCAGAGGUGAAAGACAAGAGGACGGUGACAUUUGUGACAGACAUAAAAGACAAGAGGAUUGUGACAGACACAAAAGAAAACAAGAUUAUGUCAAUAGAGACCAAAGAAAAGGUGACUGUGCCUGUUGUGCCAGAGGCAAAAGAAAAGAAACUUGUGCCGCAAGUAGAACCAAAAGAGAAAGUGGCUGUGCCCAUUGUAUCAGCUGUGCCAGCUGCGCCAGCUGCGCCAGAAGUAAAAGAGAAGGUUGUGAUGCCGGAGGUGAAAAAGAAGAAGGAAGUGCCACCUGUGCACGAGACAAAGGAAGCCAAGGCUUCGCAAAUCAUAUCAGAGACAAAAGAUAAGAAGGCUGUGCAUGACAUGAAAGAGAAGGUGCCCGGAACAGAAAUAAAAGAGAAGAAAGUUGUGCUAGAGGUCAGAGAGAAAAAGCCUAUGGUAACAGAGAAAAAAGAUGACGGGACAAGUGACGUAGCUCGGACUAUAGUGGAGGGUGUUCUGGCCGCUGCUGUUCAAUUUGUGGAAGAUGCCAGAAACCCCAUCAAGAACAUCAAGUGGCUCACUCAUGGUGAAUUCACAGUAGAAAAUGGUCGGAAACAAAUUGAGAAGUUUGUUUCGACGUGGGAGUUUCAAAACCGCUGGGUGUACUAUGCGGAUUUUAUAGAGAGGAAAGACUUAAUUCACUCCUUCCAUUAUAUCUACCGUGUGCGCUGGAGUGCCCCUACUGCCGUAAGACCCAUGGCAAGAGUCAGUGCUAACGCCUACUUCACCAUCAAGUUCAACAAGAGCAAACCUCAGGAUAUGCCUGUUGAUGUUUCUUAUAUCUUUGAGAAUUCAGCACUACUUCAAAGACCAGGGAAGAUUCGAUUUCGAGAACAAUGGCUGAGGGAUAUUACUGAGACCAAACAUAUUUUGUUGGAGUCAAUCCCUUUUAAAGUUGUCUGAUUCUUAUGUUAUGUUUGAGGACUCCUAACAAUCAACACAUCAAGCAGCACAUCAAACC